Anoplopoma fimbria (sablefish) is the source of this 3525-nucleotide messenger RNA. RefSeq names its product CaM kinase-like vesicle-associated, like (gene camkvl). The record is from RefSeq and is a predicted model, not a curated record. The transcript has 10 exons. The coding region runs from base 9 to 2429 and encodes 806 amino acids. Gene Ontology annotation, molecular function: ATP binding; calcium/calmodulin-dependent protein kinase activity; calmodulin binding. NCBI's taxonomy places the organism in Eukaryota, Metazoa, Chordata, Actinopteri, Perciformes, Anoplopomatidae. Gene Ontology annotation, biological process: peptidyl-serine phosphorylation. Gene Ontology annotation, cellular component: intracellular anatomical structure.
AUGCCGUUAUGCCAUUCGGGUGCCUUGCCCUGCGAGAUGGGCGAAAUUACAAUAGCAUGUCUGAUGUCACGGACAAAUAUGAGAUUGGACAGGUCCUCCGAGCGAAGGAGUUCUGCGAGCUGUGCCUGGCUAAGGACAGACAGACAGACAAGGUGUUUGUCUGCAAGAAAUUCCUCAAGAAAGAUGGCAGGAAAGUCCGAAAGGCUGCCAAGAACGAAAUCAUGAUCCUGAAAUUGGUCAACCAUCCAAACAUCCUGCAGCUGAUAGACACAUUCGAGACCCGGAAAGAAUACUUCAUCAUCCAGGAACUAGCCACAGGAGGAGAUGUAUUUGACUGGAUUCUGGACCAAGGGAAUUACACGGAGAGAGACGCUUCCAAUGUCAUUAGGCAGGUCCUCGAGGCUGUGGCAUACUUACACUCCCUCAACAUAGUUCACAGGAACCUGAAGCUGGAAAACCUGAUGUACUACACAGAAAACAACCACAACAAAGUAGUUCUGCGAGAUUUCUAUCUGUCCCGGUUUGAGAACGGACCCAUCACAGAGCCUUGUGGAACACCAGAAUACCUGGCUCCUGAAGUGGUGGCUCGUCACCGUUAUGGUCGUCCUGUGGACUGCUGGGCUGUGGGUGUUAUUAUGUUCAUACUGUUGUCAGGUAACCCUCCUUUUUAUGAUGAAACAGAGGAGGAGAACACAGAUCUACAUAAUCGCAUCAUCUUCUGUCGCAUUGUUGCUGGUGACUUUGAGUUUGAUUCUCCGUACUGGGAUGAUAUUUCACCUGCAGCUAAGGAGCUUGUCUGUAGACUCAUGGAGGUGGACCAGAUGCUGAGAAUCACCGCACAGGAUGCACUUUGGCAUGAAUGGAUUGCAGGGAAUGGUGCGUCAGAGAAGAACCUAAAGGAUGGUGUGUGUGCCCAGUUUGAGAAGAACUUUGCAAAGGCCAAAUGGCGGAAAGCGAUCCGUGUCACCACCUUCAUGCAACGAUUAAAGAAUUCAGAAGCACUGAAUGACAGUUCAGCAGAGGCUCAGGGAAGUGAGGAGGCAGGAGAUGGUGAAGGGGGUGUGUCCCAGGGGACAAGUGAUGAGGGAGACAAAGGGACAAGUGAUGGAGGGGUGACGUCAAGUAGUGUGUCUUUAGAAGUUACUGUUGAAAAUACCCCGGUGGGUAUGGACCAGGAUGAGGGGAGGCGUAAGGUUGGAGAAAAACAGGAUGAGGUGAAGAUGAGUAUCCGCCCAUCUGAUAUUCUCGAGCCUCCGUGUCAACAAAGUCAAACAAAUGCAGCCCCCAAACUCACACAGGAGGAGCUUGAUAAGGUCGGUGCAAAGAAGACAGCAGGUGAUGGAACCAGGAAAAUGGCUGCCAAUUUAGGUCAAAAUAAAGUUGUUACAGAAUCCAAAGCGACCCCUGUGAUGACACCUGACCCCUCCAAGCUGUCGGACAGUUCAUCAGGCAUUAUACCUGACAAAAAACACACAUCCGCCUCCCCUGAUCCCAGCAGCAAACGUAAGAUGGCUGCAACGUUCCAUGGCCUCUCACCCACAGCCCCUGCAGCUGGAACCGGCUCAACAGAGAAGAGGCCAGCCACACAGAAGGAGCAGAAGGAUGAGACUGACGGCAGCUGGUGUCAGACACAAGUACCUGAGGCAGUGGCAGAGCGGUCAGUGGCAGUCGCUCCAGCAAUGGGGCCUGGAACUGGGGUGGAUGUAGGACCAGGAGUUAGGUUAAGGGAUGAUGCUAGCCCAUUGGUUAGAAGGGACAGAGAGGCCAGGACAACAGACAGAUACAGCGCUGAGUUUAGCAUUGCGAGGCCAGGUCCCACGACAGGACAGGGUUGUUAUACCGUAGGUAGCUCUGCUAGUUUGGGCCGUCAUGCCACACCAUACAAUCCAGAAAUUGCCACUGUAGGGAUGGGGAUGGCAGGGAGCUAUGGUAGUCCAUACAGUUCCUUGUAUACGAGCGGAGGAGGGGUAGGGAUGUAUGGGACUGGGCUACCACAUGGAGCAGGCGGGAGCAGCGCUACAAGCGACUGGCAAAUGGACAGUGUGAUCGAGCAGAUAGAAAAGCAAAUGGCCGCAGUGCUGGAGAAGAUUGAGGGAGACAUGCCCUCGCUGCUUGAGCAAAUCAGUGACUGCUCCGCUGAUCCACCACGUGCCAGGAGCACACACGCCUCACCUGCCACCUCCCGCACACGCUCCUCACAGCACUCCACGACCGCAACCUCAGCCACUCCUCCGCCUCUCCCAACCUCUCCCAGGCCUGCGCUGCCAUCUAUCCCUCGCCUUACUAUCCCUCCACCCUCCUAUCCUCCACCCUCCCCACCCACACAAUCCUCAGCCCAGGCUGCGGGAGAGCAUGAAGACACGGAUGGACAAAGGGAUGCUGCUCGUUCCAGCCAGUCCCCCAGAGCUGGGAUGGGUAGGGGGCUAUGAAGCAGGUGUCCAUGAUGCAAAUCACAACACCUGGAACAUUGGAUAUAUAGUUUAAUUGUGAGGUUUUAAAGAUUCUCUCCCAGAGUUUUCAUCCACUUAUUCCCCAAAGGAAAACCAUGCAACGUUGUUUGGUUUGGCUGUGUGUUCAUAUUGAGAAUAGUGGUUGCGAGAAAACUCCCGAAGGCAUUCAAAUACUCUCAUGACUGGAGUGUUGGGGGAGUAACAUAGGGUACUGUAUCACUCUGUAGGACAGCUGCAAAGAGAAAGAGAGUUUGCUGAUCUAAUCCAGAUUGUGUGCAUGAAUGCUUACCACACAACCUUCUCAUGCUGGAAUCCAAGCACUCAGCGCAGGUAGCAAAUGAUGGAUCUACAAAAGUAAGAAUAGCUUGGUUAAAUCUUCAGCUAAUGGUGAGAGUUACAGCUAGGAAGUGAUUUGCAUUAUCCCCUAAAAACUGUAAAUACACACAAAGAACUAGGUUCCUAACUCUUGCUGUGCUCCCAUGUUGUAAACUUUCUCACAUCCAAACUGACAUUUACUUUUUCAAAACAGCUCAUCCCAUUUCAUUAUUUUAUUGUACCUUUUUUAUGUAGCUAUUCAUUCUAUAGUGAGGCUGCAAAAUCAUAAGCUUGCAGUCACAGAGUUGUACAGACAUUUGUGAAACUGAGCUGAUUAAGCCUUCCCAUUGGCUGCUGAAGAUAGGGAUUUGUUUAACUGUAUAGUGUAUUUAAACUUGAUUUGUCACUCAAAGUCUUGUGAGUUGCUCCACAACUGUUGAAGAGUUGAGGAAGAUUUUAAGACACAACAUGUUGUGUAAAUGCUUUGCAAUAACACAAAAAACACGGACACUCACUCACAUUAACUUUUUCAAAGUUCUCCAAAAGUUUAGCCCAGAAAGUGUUUUAAUUUUUAUCCUGUUUUGUCGAUACAUUCAUUUGGUAGGCCUACUGCCAAUUGGAAUUCUGUCUAUCAUUUCCCCUUGAUACAAAAAAAUAUAUAUAUUUCUGAAGUUCAUUCUGCUUUUGGAUCUAUGUAAUACCAGGUUCUGUGCUUUUCUCCUGAACAAGUCUAGACUUCCACUAUUCUGUCCCUAUGUAA